Molecule: messenger RNA, 1718 nt
Organism: Cataglyphis hispanica
Lineage: Eukaryota; Metazoa; Arthropoda; Insecta; Hymenoptera; Formicidae
Product: palmitoyltransferase ZDHHC16A
Exons: 6
Coding region: 166-1263 (365 amino acids)
Biological process (GO): protein palmitoylation
Cellular component (GO): Golgi apparatus
Molecular function (GO): palmitoyltransferase activity
Source: RefSeq, a predicted model, not a curated record
AAUGCUAUAUGUUAUCAAGCUGUAUCUUAUCAAAUGUAACAAAAUGUGCAAGGCUCGGACAACUUUAGUGUAGUGAGGUGAUUGUAUGUUCAACGUUUGUGAAAUAUAAUUUUAAUAUGUUAAAAUUAUGAGUAUAUUUGAGUGGACUCGAGGGGAGAAGCAAAAAUGGCAAAGAUACAAUGGUCCUUGACGAAGACGCCAAAUGUUUUUAAGAUUAGUUUGAAGCAAAAAUGGUGGCGUUUGCAAAUCAUCUUCAAAUCUUUAUUCUACAAUGAUUUCUUAAACUGGAGUUACGCUUGUGAUAUACUUAUGGAACCUAUGUUCUGGUUUGUUGAGAACUUUACUGCCUGUUUGGGUCCGGUAUUUGUGGUAAUGGUAAGCCUGUUAACUGCCAGUAUCGUAUAUAUCGCAUACUACUUGGGUUUACCCUGGUGGUGGGAUCGAAGUCCUUUGAUGACGAUAAUUCUGCUAUUAGUUGGAAACUGGCUGCUGGUUAAUGUCUGUUUCCAUUAUUACAUGGGUGUGGUCGUGCCGGCGGGUUAUCCGCCUCAGGGCGGCCUUAUUCCAGAGGCUGUGAGUAUCUGCAAAAAAUGUAUCAAGCCAAAGCCGCCCAGAACACACCACUGUUCUGUUUGCAACAAAUGUAUCCUCAAGAUGGAUCACCAUUGUCCAUGGUUAAACAAUUGUGUUGGCCACUAUAAUCACCGACACUUUUUCUUGUAUAUGGUUUACACUGUGAUCGGUGUUACAUUUAUCAUGAUAUUUGGAGUGCGACUCGCAUACGAGGAAUUCUUCCCUGAGCAGGAACCGGAAUUGGAUGGCCAUCCGGUGCGCCUCAAUAAUUCGGAAAUAAUUCCUGUGACGGAAUCGCUGGACCAUUUAAGCGUGGAGGAACUGGCAGAAAUAGCGAGACAAGCAGCAGAAACCGAGGCCAAGGAAUGGCAACGAAGAUUAAUAAUUUUCGCUGGUCUGAUCUCCGUUGCCACGUUCACAGCGUUGGGUGCUUUGGCCUGGUGGCACGCGGGUCUAAUUACCCGAGGGGAGACGAGCAUCGAAGCGCGUAUCAACAGCACGGAAUCACAAAAGUACCGGGCUGAGGGCAAAUUCUAUCAAAAUCCCUACGACUUCGGGCCAAGGGAGAACUGGAGAUUGUUCUUGGGAAUAAAAAACAGAAGCUGGUGGCAUGUUCUGUUCCCAUCAAGCCAUGGCCCAUAUGGUGAUGGGCUCACAUGGCGAACCAUUCAUGAUAGCAAGAUCUCUUAAUUUCUGAGAUUCAGAAAGUCAAACUCAUCAGUCUCGCAUUUUACAAUUCAUACCUUCUCGUGACUUUUCCGUUCUUAUAUACGUUCCAAUAUUCUAGUCCAAACUGCAAACUAUUUUAUUGCAUUAUUAUAAUUAAUAGAAUUAUAACAUAUUAUUAAUAGAAUUAUAACAUAUAUACAAUUAGCCUUUCACAACCGUCGAUAAUUUUCUCUUGAUAGGUAAUAAUUGGAAUAUAAGCAGCAUAUGAAAUGACUGCAUGUGACUUCUCUGAAAUUUUAAAAUUAUUUUUAUAUACGAUGAAUGGAUAUUAUGUCAUAAAAUGUCGAGAAAGGAAAAAAUUGUAAAUGUUAUAAAUUCCUUAGUUUUAGAUUAAUUUGACUGACUAGUCAAUUUUAAUUGAUUAAUUGUGGGACUUGAUUUUUGAACAAGUACAAUUUAAUAAACAAUGUUUUUUU